Molecule: messenger RNA, 1311 nt
Organism: Auxenochlorella protothecoides
Lineage: Eukaryota; Viridiplantae; Chlorophyta; Trebouxiophyceae; Chlorellales; Chlorellaceae
Product: Peroxisome biogenesis protein 22
Exons: 9
Coding region: 1-1311 (436 amino acids)
Biological process (GO): peroxisome organization
Source: RefSeq, a predicted model, not a curated record
AUGCGCGGGGUGCUGUUGCGCCUGCAGAAUAGCACUGGGGGACACGCCGCAACGGCCUGGUCGAUCACGGGUAUCUUGGGCCUGGCAGCUGUGGUGUAUGGAUACCUCCAGCUUAGAGCCCAGCGAUUGAGGACCAAGAGGGAGGCAAAUGUGGAUGGGGCAGGGCUGCGGUCUGCUUCAUACCAAGAGCCCUCCGCCAAUGCGCUGGAGGACUCGGCCAGCGUGAUGCCCAGCAUGAUCCCCCUGGUGCUGGAGCUGGCACGGCGGGUGAACCUGUAUGCCCUGGCGCACGUGGCCUCUGACGUCGGCGAGGCUACCGUCCGGGGAGCCCUGGAGCAUGCGGGGCUCCUGGGCCCAAAUCACGGCCAGCUGCCCCCCCACCGCCUGCUGUUCUGUGGGACGCGGGAGGGCAAGGCCUCCAUGGUCCGGCAGCUGGAGCCGCAGCUGCACAUCGAUGCCGAUGCCGAGACGCCCCUGGCCCUGCUCACCCCCCCCCAGCGCACCGGGCCCACCCGCUCGGGUCUGCACGUGAACUACCACCUGCAGCAGGCCGCGGCGAUGCAGGCCGCCGAGGCAGCGGCCGGCAGCGGGCCCGCCACCUCCACCUCCCAGGAGGAGGGGCAGCCGACCAAGCGCCCGCCGGUGGCGGACUCGGAGCACACCCACGCCGUCGUCUCCCUGGAGCUGCUGCGCAUGCUCAACUGGCGCGCGCGCCGUGCCUUCCUCAUGGAGCGCGAGGAGCAGCGCGCCCAGCUCCACCGCGCGUCCUAUGGCUAUGGCCCUGCCCGCACCCCCCUGGCCUCGGGCCACCUGGAGCGGCUGCAGGGGGGCCACAGGGCCCCCGCCCCCGGCGAGCCCUACUCCAGCCCCGCCACGGACUUCAUCUCCCGCGUCUCGGCGCGCCUGCCCCACCCCAGCCCCGCGCCCUCCAGCCAGGCCUCCAGCCUCUCCUCCCUCCUCAGCCGCCUGCAGGAGCUGGUGGCGCUGCAGGCCGGCGAGGUCCCCCCCGCCGAGGUGGUCGCCGACCCGCACGCCCGCGUGCGAUUCGAGGCCCAGCUCGCCACGCCCUCCCCCUUCCUCCAGAUGUCGAGCGGGCGGGGCUCGGGCGGGAGCACCAGCCGGGGUCCCCCCCCGAGCGCCUUGGAGACCCUGGCCCUGCUGCUGAGCAGCCAGCAGGGGUCGGUGCAGCUGGCGGCGCGCGCUUCGCGGGACCCGCGGGGCGCCAUGCCGGAGGGCCCCCCCGCGCUGUCUGCCCUGCUGGAGGCGGUGGCGCGGCAGCAGCAGGAGGGCCCCGACCAGCCGGGGCCCUGA